Molecule: messenger RNA, 1481 nt
Organism: Penicillium brasilianum
Lineage: Eukaryota; Fungi; Ascomycota; Eurotiomycetes; Eurotiales; Aspergillaceae
Source: the annotation of a GenBank genome assembly
AUCAACUUGGGGAGUCCCCCCUUUGCCAGGGCCGCCUCAGUGCCUAGUCCGACAUUCGUUAACCACCUGUACUGCUGCGUACCGCCACACCGCCCCGCUGCUCAUGUGGCUGGCCCUUCCGUCAUCCACUCCGUAGGCUGCCUUAUCCUUCUCUUCUCCAUCCACGACGAACGACGAGACCCGAGAGAGACUAGGGCCUUCGAUCGCAUAUUGAAACCCACCCAGCCGACUGCUUUUAGACACCUCUAUCCUUCGUAUCGCCUUCCUCCACCCGGUCGCUUCUUCCCCUGACCACUGGCCAUGGCCUCCCGACCUGCAGCAGGCGCCCGCCCCGGGGCGAAAUUCGCUCAGUUCAAGCUUGUGUUGCUUGGAGAAUCCGCUGUCGGAAAGAGUUCGUUGGUGUUGAGAUUUGUUAAGGACCAAUUCGAUGACUACCGGGAGUCGACAAUCGGCGCCGCCUUUUUGACGCAAACUAUCUCCCUCGACGAGAGCACCACGGUCAAGUUUGAAAUCUGGGAUACUGCCGGUCAAGAAAGAUACAAGUCGUUGGCUCCGAUGUACUAUCGGAAUGCCAACUGCGCUGUCGUGGUCUAUGACAUCACUCAAGCCUCAUCGUUGGAUAAGGCCAAGUCCUGGGUGAAGGAACUUCAGCGUCAAGCGAAUGAGAACAUUGUGAUCGCCCUGGCUGGCAACAAGCUGGAUCUUGUCACCGAAAGCCCAGAUAAGCGUGCCAUUCAGACCGCCGAUGCCGAGGCCUACGCUCGUGAGGCCGGCCUUCUCUUUUUUGAAACCUCUGCCAAGUCCUCGACGAACGUGCGGGAAUUGUUCACGGCCAUCGCAAAGAAGCUACCUCUCGACCAGGCCGGCCCCCGGAACCUGCGGACAACCCCACGACCCGGAGUUGACCUGCGACCCGAGGCCCCCGGCACCCAAGGUGCUGGUGCGUGCAACUGUUAAAGCCCUCGAGAGCGAUAUACAUCCCUUCGCAGUUAGCUUUUGCGAUUCCCUUCUGCCUGUCCCUGGUGCCAAGGCCGUCUCGUUCAAAUUCACGAUCGCGGUAUCGGGAUCACCUACCUUAUGGCCCUUCCCUCACCACCUCUUUUCGAUAUGAGAGGCAAACUCUCAGUCCCUUUUCCUCUUGCCCGUCUCAGUUAUCUUCUGGUUAAUUGAUCUAUUGCUCACUCUGCUUUGAGGAGGACUCCGCUAAGUCUGGCGCCGAUUGAAGAAUUUCGACUACUUUCACGGACGCACCUGGAAGUUGGUUUUAGACAUUCUGGGGCAGGAUUCACUUCUACCUACUUCUGCUUCCCUUGUACUUCUGGUACCUUUUUACCCGGCGUCUUGCAUCUACUCUUUUCCUUUGUCUAUUGGGCUGAGUUACUCAUGUCACUAUUUCCCGUUAUCCUCUUCUUUCCCCCAGACCCCUUCUUAGUAUGUUAUGCCCAGAUAAUACAUUUCUUCAGACUGUACCUAUUCAAAGA